This is a messenger RNA of Ochlerotatus camptorhynchus, 1484 nucleotides long. RefSeq lists its product as uncharacterized. Bases 30 to 1484 code for a protein of 484 amino acids. The transcript is spliced from 2 exons. NCBI's taxonomy places the organism in Eukaryota, Metazoa, Arthropoda, Insecta, Diptera, Culicidae. The record is from RefSeq and is a predicted model, not a curated record.
GCGGAGUCAGAUAAUAAUAGAAACCCGUUAUGGCGGUGUCACUCGGAGGUGUGCUGGUCGUUUUGGGAAUUUUCAUCCGCUCGUGUCAAGCGGAUUUCGGACUAAACGCCACCGUACCCAAUCUAAGAACAAGUGUCUCAGCAGCAAUUGGCUCAGGAGUGGAUCCGUUGCUGGCAGCAAAUAGAUCUAUAACAGUGGAUGUUGCAGCGGAUGUAACUGAAAUUCUGGCUGCCCUCGUUACCGUUACCAACAGUGUCAAUGCGAGUGUGUCGAAAAUUUUUACAGCGACACAGGACGUGGUCACCGAUGACAAUACUGCCAGAGUUCAACUGUUCGGCAAAUUGUGUAAAGCUCUUCAGGAAGCGAAUGAUGUGAAUAGUAUCGCUUCUGCAAUGGACGUGUUUGUACAAAAUUUAGAUUCCACGACCAACAGUGCAAUCUCUGCCAAUAUGACAAAUUUGAAAUAUCAUAAGAAUACGCUAAACAGUGUCUUCAGGACCAUCUCGAAUGGAGUCAAAGCAGCCGAAGCAGCAGAGGCACCCGUUACUAAUGCCAACGUUGGAAACUUUAUAACACCAGCCAUGGUGACUUCACUUGCAGACGGCCUUAGCUCCAUAACUACCUGUGUGAACAAUAUUGCAGAUUUGUUCACAAAAGUCAUUGACAACCAGAUGAAUGCUGCUGCACAAGUAGCUAAAGUCAAUGCAUCGGCAAAUACCGCAGUUAGAUCACUGGCAACCACGUUCAAUACAUUCUCGUCCAAUACCGUUGAAUCUUGCAGGAUUGCUGUGCAAACCGAAAAAUCGGCCACCUCCAACAUCAUCGCAUCAUUUUCUCCCAUCCUUGAUAACUCCGAUUCCUUCAAUGGCGGUGACGUAUCCAAUCUUAACAGCUACAUUGAAACAUUGAAGCAAUUGAAUAAAACUUACGCUCAAACUGUAAUGAGCAACUAUGAAACCGUACAAGCCCGUGUCUUCGAGAUGUUGACCACCCAGACACAACUUGUGGCCGUUACCUUGUACAAUGCAACGAAGUCCAUUAUCUACGCAGACGCACCCUCAAUGAGCGAGCACGUGUCGACAUGUACUGCGAAAUACAUUGGCCAGCUGAUGGCCCCGCCGGUUCAGGUAAGUAGACUGUCCAGCUGUCUUUCGCCGGAAACGGACACGUUACUUAACUACGAUCCAAUGUUGGCGCCGCUAAUGCUGCAGCUGCAAACCGAUGCCAGUGCCAUCAGUUCCGUUAGAAUGCUAUCCUGUACCAGAUCCAAUGGACAGUGCAGUUCGGUGUACUUUUCCGCCUACGAUGGACUAGCCGUUCAAGUUGAAGCUCAGUUGAAAAAUUUGAAUACAGUGCUGGGAAAUGAGCUCAAGUUCCUACAGAGCAGAGUAGAAACGUGCGUCACCGCGAUUACGGCCGACAUAAACGACAAUAUUCAUACAAUUCAGACAAACUUCCUUAACUGCUUGACCACGGGACAGUGA